AUGAUCCCUGAUUCUAGUUGGACCAACUCCAUGAAUCAAAUUGUGACUGAAUUAUUAGCAGAAGUAGAUACAGGGAAGCAAGUAAAUGGAUCUGAGCUGACUUAUCUACCUGUUAAAUACAAAGAAAUCAAUUCUAAUCAGGUUCCUGUUCUGUUAUCUCCUUCAAUAUCUUCCAUGGUACACAAAAAGUAUAACAUAGUUUAUGCCAACAAUUCCGAAGUUGAUUUGUUUAAUUUUGAUGAUCCCGAUUGCAAUUACAAGUUCCAUCAGAGCUCUCAAAGAAAAAUGAUUAAGGAAGGCCUCACAAAAGAUCAGACAAACAAAAACGGCAAAGAUUUGUUGAGCACCCAACAAGUCAGUUCUAUGAUUGAGUCUGCAACCAAAAGGCUAGGAGACCACUCUUCGUUAAAGAAACUUCUUAGUAAAAGUAUCGAUACCUCUGCAGAAGUGUCUGACUUCAACCUUAAUGAAGAAAUUAAUGAUCACGAAAAUAUUGAUGAAAUCGAAGGCUUCAGAUACUCAGUGCACAUCAUCUCCACAGGAGCCAAAAGAACUAAGAAAGUUAUUAGAUGAAGAUUCGGGUCCUGAGACAAGCUCUUUACUAGAACCCCAAGCUUUGUCAAUCAUGCAAGAAUGCAUCUUGGAAUCAGACCAUACCAAUGAGAUGUUUGAAAUGCUUCAUUUACUCAGAAAGGAAACAUGCUCAUGCACAAGCGUGCAAUACAUGAGAGAAACAACUCUCAAUAGAGAUGAAGGACGCUUAUAGAUACUUUUGAUGUUUAUACACUUGCUUUACUGCUGCUCAGCACCAGUUAAAAAUGGUGAAUAAACAAACAAGGUUGGUCUGGAUCUCGAUUCAACACCC
Messenger RNA from Moneuplotes crassus, 865 nucleotides. The record is from the annotation of a GenBank genome assembly. NCBI's taxonomy places the organism in Eukaryota, Ciliophora, Spirotrichea, Euplotida, Euplotidae.